Messenger RNA from Pecten maximus, 5027 nucleotides. RefSeq names its product calcium-activated chloride channel regulator 1-like. The transcript is spliced from 13 exons. The record is from RefSeq and is a predicted model, not a curated record. Bases 415 to 3489 code for a protein of 1024 amino acids. NCBI's taxonomy places the organism in Eukaryota, Metazoa, Mollusca, Bivalvia, Pectinida, Pectinidae.
AAUAGGACCAGUCAGAUUUCUAUGGACAGAGGGGAAACUGUGUCUUUAUUCGGAAAUAAUCCGGCAUACCCUGGGUGUCCCUUGUUAAAGCUGCUGUAAGCUGGAUUAAUAUGGAUUUGUCAUCCGAGAGCAUUGGUAAACCGCUGAGGUAGCCUCAAUUUAAUCCAAGGACUUUAUUUUGUCUACUUUCUUUUAUACAAUGUUUAUGGAUUGUUGAGAUAAUGUAAACAUAUGUAUACCACACAGUCACAGGAUACCCACUCGACAGGGAGGUGUGACUCGGACACCCUCUCCUACUGACCAGUGACCGGAGAGAACGCGCAUAUCCUCAGAUACCAGGGGACAAACUUUCGGUAUAGCAACAGUAUAUUUUCACGACUUCGUGGUGUGUUUUUUUUGUAUUUGUUAUACAAGAUGUACGUUACGUCAUCAUGGAUAAUGUGUUUACUUUUGGUGUCCGUGGUGAUUUCGGAAAAACAUGAAAUCCGAAUUGUGGACAAUGGGUACACUGGAAUAAAAGUAGUCAUUUCGGACAAGGUACCAGAGACUCCCGGACUGGUCAACGGAAUUAAGACGGCCUUCACCGACGCUUCCCGAAUUCUGUACUCUGCCUCCAAGAACUUCGUCUACUUCAAAGAAAUUACAAUUGUUGUCCCCAAGUCAUGGUCCUCAUCUAAUCAGUAUACAACCAUUUACGGUUCAGCGUCAAACAGCAUGGACUUUCUGGUGGACACGGCAAGACCGGAAACCGGAAACACGCCUUAUGUCCACGGACUGACAAAGUGUGGUGGACAAGGGUUGUAUGCGCAUGUCACACCGGAACUGAUGCUCACCUCUCAAUCAAUAGGAUAUGGUCCAAUAGAUAAGAUCCUGGUUCACGAGUGGGCCCACUUAAGAUGGGGAGUGUUUGAUGAGUACCCUAGCGUGGAACAGCCAGAUAUAGAUGAGAUCGAGAAAUUCUACAACGAGGACGGCACGUGGAAACCAAUCAUGUGUACAGACAAGAUUCUUGGCGUUAAUUUGCGCGAUUGUUCCAACUCCCGGUCCAGAUGUUUUGUGGAUCCCGACGGUAAACCAGAGCCGGACUGCCAGUUCUGUGUACAGUCUCCGAACAUCGCACAGGCCUCCCUGAUGGCCUUUCAGUGGAUAUCAUCAGUCGUGGAGUUUUGUGACGAGGACACAUCGUCUGUGGACGAGGAAUUACGUCACAAUACACGUGCCCCUAAUGACCAGAACCAUUACUGUGGCCAACGAAGUGUUUGGGAGGUGAUGCGGACACAUUCAGACUUUAAUGCGUCCAACACUGCCGGGUCUAGUUCGAGAGCUACCGAUCCUGUGUUUACCGUGGUCCAGGAGGGGGAGAUACGCCUGGCACUAGUUCUGGACAUCUCCAACAGUAUGAACGCCCGGAUUGUCGGGCCAUCCAGGCUGCAGUUGCUACAAGACAUCGUUGGACAUUUCCUCUCCUACACAGUUCCUGAUAAUUCUGACGUUGGAAUUGUUACCUUCUCCUCCAGUGCCCAAAUAGUAACGCCUAUGACGACCGUGACGUCAGACUCCGUACGCGAGAGCCUCGUGCAGAGCCUGCCGUCUACGGCGUUUGGAUAUACAGCCUUAGGAGAUGGUCUACUAAAAGGUCUAGAGGUGCUUAACACGACGGCAAGUAUGAAUGGCGCCAUUAUAGUACUGGUAACAGACGGGAAGGAGAAUCGGCGACCCUUGGUAGCUGACGUGUUACCGACCCUUAUCAGUUGCGGCGUCACGGUUCAUUCACUGGCAAUCAGCAGCGCUUCAGAUAGUCAGCUGACAUCCAUCUCCCAGGAAACAGGCGGAAGGAGCUUCUUCUAUUCUGAGAGUAGCACUUCUACGGUCCUACAUGAUGCAUUUGGUGUGAUCUUGGAAGCGUCUGGUGCUCCCAUACAGAUUGAUAGCCAAGGUGUUACGGUACAGGGAGGUAGUCCUGUGACUGGACAGUUCUACAUCGAUUCCACAGUGGGACCAAAGACCAUCCUUCAGGCUAUGGUCAAUGACACGUCAAGUGUGUCUGUCCGAGUAACAGGGCCGGACGGUACGACGUACACCGACACCAGCGGGCCUUCCGCCAACUCCAUUAACCGAAAUGUGGCCAUUAGUGGCACAGCGGCCGCUGGUCGUUAUACAUACACAAUAACGUCCGAUACAGAUCUGAAAGGCACAGUCAGCAUACAGUCCGAACGAAAGGACAGUGGCUCGGACGGUCUUAUUGUACGAUCAUGGACAUCUAACCAACAGUACAGUUACGGACAAACCUCGACCUUCACUGUCCAUGCCUCCGUGCUGAAGGACAAAACACCAGUGUUGAGAUCGACAGUAUCGGCCAAUCUGGAGAACGAGGACGGCGUGGGUGUAGUUAUUGUCCUCAGGGAUGAUGGCAUCGGGUCUGACCUAAUGGCUGAUGACGGGGUGUACUCAGGCACUGUUCUUCCCAGGUACGUGACCCUUGAUGGCCGUCUCAGUGUCAAGGUCACUGCUGUAAACACAGACGGAACAGCCAAGGUACUGACUUCUACUUCCGGGAGUGGUGCAGCGCCCAUCAGUGGCAGUGGUAACACGGUGACCCUUGGCAACCAGGAGAACUUCCAGCGCGUGUCCCAGACUGGCGAGGUGGUUGUUCAGGACUAUGUUCCUGGGCCAAUACCAGACGUUAUAUCCCCGGCCAAAAUCACAACUCUCACGCUGACGUCAGUUGAUGAUGCUUCCGGUGUCAUAAAAGUCACGUGGAAAGCUGUCGGUGAUGACAUAGAUGAUGGAACAGCCACAGUGUAUGACGUUCGGUUGUCAACUGACUUUAACGCUCUUAGGACAAUUCCAGGGGGCGCCACAAAACUGACAUCUCAGGUACCUACUCCCAAAGCUUCAGGACAAACCGAAACAUUUACAUUUACACUUCCGUCCCUAACACGUGACAGUCGGACCUACUACCUGGCUAUUCGCGCCACAGACAACAAUCAAAAUACCGGAGAACUCUCCAACAUUGUAUCCUUUUCUCUCCUGACUGACGUCAACUGGUUCCCCACCACCACAACACCUGUCCCGACCACAACCACAGUUACUACCGUCGUCCCCAGGGUGGAGCACACUUCUGACCAGUCUGUCCUGAUUGGUCUCUCUACGGCAGCAGGCGUGGCUGCGAUUGGACUAAUUUUGUUUGGGUUAAGCAUGUCUUGCUGGUUUGGAAAAUGGAAGAGACCUCCGCCACGAAGACAUUUUCACGAUGACGUGGAGUCCGGGUACUCAUCGUCAAGACGACACACGCGGAAGGGGCGUUCGAAACGAAAGAGACGUUACCAUAAUCAUCAUACAGAAGAUAUACGGGAUUAUAAACGCAGUCGACAUAAACAAGAUUAUAUGGAUGUGUACUCGGUACCAGGUCCAGCACCGUACGACUAUCCACACACAGGACAGAGUUCGUCCUAUAGUAACAGUAUACCAUAUACCAUGUACCGCUAGUCCAACGUCACAGAUGCCGUCUGUACUAUAUUUAAUUGUGGUAUGCUGAGGUGGUCUUGCAAAGUUCAAUUUCAUUGAUCUCAAUGUGAAAUAUUGCUCAGUUUUUGACAAAUUGUUGUCAGCUGUUGAGAGAAAGAGCAUUGUAAAAUUACAGAUGUAGAGGAUAUUUAACAGUGUCUUCAGUAAUACCAAAUAUUUUUAACGCGCACUCGUGAGAAAUAUCAAAAUAUUAGCUACACGAGUGAAAUAUAUUUGGUAUUUCUGAAGAUACUGUUAAAUAUUCUGUUUAUUACAUUUUAUAGCAAAAUAUACCGAUGCAGCUCAAUCUCCUCUAGAAUUCAUUGCGGUCCCCUGCAUGUCAACGGCUCACAAAUUUACGCUAAAUCGUGACGUUAUGUAUUCUUUAUUGCAUUAUGACGUCAUACAAUGUAUACUAUGACGUUGAGUUAUAUGCAAAUCUUGAUUUUCCCCAUUGUCGUUUAUAAGCAGUGUUCUUAUUGGUCAAAUCAGAAAAAAAUGAUAUUUUUCAUUAGUGAAAAAUAUCACUUUUAUAGAAUGAAUAAUUUUCGAUAUUUCACUGGUAAAAAUGUAAUUAAAUUUAGUUUGUAAUUAUCAUGACUUCAGUAAUACAUGUAUGCUAGGUAUAUGGUAUUUGAAUACAUUCCAACAAAGUCAGUUCUUGAUGUAUGAGUAUAGUAGUGCGGUAUAUGAACUACGAGAGACGGUCGAAUGAACAUUUAGUAUUGUUAGAUGUUUAAUGUUCUUUUCAUUAUUUUAUGAAAAAAUAGCUAUAAGAAUGUCGAUAUACACGUAAUGAAAUAAUGCUGUUGUUAACAUAGGCAUUAGUAUCUGUCUACGUUUCUCACGUUCACGGUUGACAGUUGAGAGGGUGUUUCGACGAAGGCCCAAAUUGAAUCAUAAAAAUAGUCAGUUUGAAAAAAAAAAUAUAGUGUACAACUGACGUUCCUUUCGUGUCCAAAAGAUAAUUAUAAUAUAACGAUAUGCUUGGAAAUAAUGACAUACAACAAAUGUACUCAAACGUUGAUCCUGUAUAUAUAUGGGUACUGAUCAUGACAUUUGGUGACGUCGGAGCGUCUAUAAAUAGCUCACAUGAGCCUUGGGCUAUAAAUGUGCUAUUUAGAAAAACGUCGGCAUUCUAUUCUCACACUAACGAUAAAUUAUCUUAUGCAUCCUCUGUUUUUAUCGGACGAAUAAAAUGUUAGUUUGAUAUCCGAUUUGGGUACUGUUAUGAGGAUCAUGUGGAAGAUUAGCCUUUGGCUAAACAUGUAUUUUAUUCUUAGAAAAUGAAGUUAAUUAUCAUUAUUAUCGUUAAUUAUGAUAAAGAUAAUUGAUAUAAUACCGGUAAUAUAAUUUGUGUAAUGAGUGAAUGCUACCGAUUCCUGUUGGUGUAUCUGUACAAAUGUCGUAUCUGACGAUAUUCUAUCAUAUCUAUAUAGUAUAUAUAUAUAUUUGCAUCAAUAAAAUGUUAUACUUUAAUAGAACAAUGCAUAAUAUAGUUAUUCCGAAUAUUUAAUUAA